Messenger RNA from Loxodonta africana (African savanna elephant), 12862 nucleotides. RefSeq names its product cyclin H (gene CCNH). Gene Ontology annotation, cellular component: transcription factor TFIIK complex; nucleus. NCBI's taxonomy places the organism in Eukaryota, Metazoa, Chordata, Mammalia, Proboscidea, Elephantidae. The record is from RefSeq and is a predicted model, not a curated record. Gene Ontology annotation, molecular function: cyclin-dependent protein serine/threonine kinase regulator activity. Bases 362 to 1333 code for a protein of 323 amino acids. The transcript is spliced from 10 exons. Gene Ontology annotation, biological process: regulation of transcription by RNA polymerase II; regulation of cyclin-dependent protein serine/threonine kinase activity; DNA-templated transcription.
AGGCUGGCAGCUGAAUCCACCAGCUGCUCCUGGUAAACCCUAUAGAGCAGUUGUACUUUGUCCCAUAGGGUCGCUAUGAGUCAGAAUCAACUCCAAAGUAACGGGCUUGGUCUCUGUAGGCUCCGCCCCACUUGCGUAGCAGGCACGCAAGAUGUUCUCCUCCCAGUCGGCUCCGAAAACGUGACUGCUGACGUCCGGCCGCAUUCGCCACGUGAUCGUGACGUCAUCGGGCUCGCGCCGGCCGACCUAACACUCAGCGCCCGCGGGGGUCCUCGUCUUGAUACGGCUGGUUUACGUCACAGUUUAGUUGUGGUUUGGAGUGUUUUGUCUAGGUUCCCUGUGUCGUAUUUCGGAGUCCACCAUGUACCAUAACAGUAGCCAGAAGCGGCACUGGACUUUUGCCAGUGAAGAGCAACUAGCACGUCUUCGGGCCGACGCCAAUCGCAAAUUCAAAUGCAAAGCAGUGGCGAACGGGAAGGUUCUUCCGAAUGAUCCAGUCUUUCUCGAGCCUCAUGAAGAAAUGAUGCUCUGCAAAUACUAUGAGAAAAGAUUAUUGGAAUUCUGUUCAGUGUUUAAGCCAGCAAUGCCAAGAUCUGUUGUGGGUACAGCUUGUAUGUAUUUCAAGCGGUUUUAUCUUAAUAACUCAGUAAUGGAAUAUCACCCCCGGAUAAUAAUGCUCACUUGUGCAUUUCUAGCCUGCAAAGUAGAUGAGUUCAAUGUAUCUAGUCCACAGUUUGUUGGAAACCUUCGGGAGAGUCCUCUUGGACAGGAGAAGGCACUCGAACAGAUUUUGGAAUAUGAACUACUUCUUAUACAGCAACUUAAUUUCCACCUUAUUGUCCACAAUCCUUAUAGACCAUUUGAGGGCUUCCUUAUUGAUUUAAAGACUCGUUACCCCAUGUUGGAGAACCCCGAGAUUUUGAGGAAAACAGCUGAUGACUUUCUUAAUAGAGUGGCGUUGACGGAUGCAUACCUUUUAUACACACCUUCCCAAAUUGCCCUGACUGCCAUUUUAUCUAGUGCCUCAAGGGCUGGAAUUACUAUGGAAAGUUAUUUAACAGAGAGUCUUAUGCUGAAAGAGAACAGAACUUGCUUGUCACAGUUACUAGAUGUAAUGAAAAGUAUGAGAAACUUGGUAAAAAAGUAUGAACCACCCAGAUCUGAAGAAGUUGCUGUUUUGAAACAAAAGUUGGAGAGAUGUCACUCUGCUGAGCUUGCCCUUAACGUAAUUACGAAGAAGAGAAAAGGCUAUGAAGAUGAUGAUUAUGUCUCAAAGAAAUCCAAACAUGAGGAGGAAGAAUGGACUGACGAUGACCUGGUAGAUUCUCUGUAACCAUUUGAAGUUGACAAUUCAAUGCUAACUAAUCAAGAGAAGAAGGAAGCAUAUCUGAAAUACAACUUUAUUUUAAAAGUAGAGUGUGAAAACAUUAAAAUAUAUUAAACUUUUUAAGUUUCUGGUAAUUUAAAAAAUGUUCCUUUUAGAGUAGCUUUAUGUGAAAUAAAAUGCCUUGAAGGGAGCCAUAAUAGCAUAUGGUUUGGAUAGUCUUGCCCCUACCACAACUAGGAUCAAAUGAGUCUUUCUAUGGUAGCAGGUUUAAGUUGCAGUGUAUUUGCCUAUAGUUGAAACAAAACAUGAUCAGUAAUCCUAUCCUUUUUGAAAAACCGCACGGACAGAAAUCAAAAAUUAGAAGUCAGCUUUCUGAAAUGCUUUUUGCCCUCAAGAUACCUUUAUAGACAGUUUCUCAUGCCAUCCUGAUAUACUUAGCUAUGUGUGUUACUACUGGACUCUAGAACAUACUUUAGCUGUUACAUGGCACUAAAAGCUAGUCAUCUUGGGUAAUAAAUGUUUGUUUUCCUCAGUUAUCUGAAAACAUUUCCAAAUGGGUAGGAGAAAUAUGCAGUCUUUGAAUAGCCAGCUGUGUCUAGCUGAAAAUCUUAAGUUGCUAUUGGAAAGCAGACAGUAGCAGAUUCAUUUUUAUAAUUAACCUGUUAGAUUACCUGUAUGUAAAGCCAUAUAAAUCGUUAUGAUUGCUAGGUGUUUUUUUAAAAAUAUCUUCAGGACAUUUAAAAUUAGUUGAUAUAAAAAUGUACCAAAUUACUUGGGUGUUAAAUUAUUACAGUUUCUACCUCACUGUGUGACCUUGGGCAACUUAGUAAACCUCUCUGUACCCAUUUCCCAAGUUGAAAAUGGAGAAAAUACCUACUCCUCACAGAAUAAUCCCUGCAUAUGGUAAGUACUCAAUAAAUGUGAGCUAUGAUACGCAUUUAUUCAAUUUAAUAGUGAUCUUAUUACUCACUUUCUAAAUUGGAACCAAACUGUGGAUGACGUUAUAUUAGACUAAUUUUGGGGGGAGGGGGUGCGGGGGGGAACUGAGUUCAAAGAAUUCUGAGAAACUCAACUGCCCUUAAAUUUUAUGGAGACUCAGCUUGGAUAUAUACACCUCUUCAGUCCCAAAGCAUCUCAGGCUGCACUUUCCAUAAGUGUAGGUACCAUUUUAAUAAGACCUUAGUAUAUGAGGGCUGUGUUUACUCUCUGCAUAUGCUUUUAACAACCUUUUACAUUCUAUGCUUGAGGUCUUUUGGUUUUCUUUUUCCUUUUCACUCUGAGAUGAGAGGAAUAAAAUUACAUGAAGUGGGAUUUCUCAAAAGUGGAGUGAGAGAAGCUGAAGUUCAUAAUUCUGAUGUAGUCCACCGUAAGUAGCACUGUUGCUAGGCCCUAAACAGAGUUGCAGAACAUUCACAGUUUAUCUCCUGUUGCCCUUUCAGAUCAUCAAACAUUGGUUCCAGAACAAGAUCCACAUUUAUCUCUGAAAAAUUUCCCACCCUGCCCCAUUAAAAAAAUUAUAGUGUUUGUGCAAGGUUUUAUUUCAACACUGACCAGCUAGUUACUAUAGGGCCUACGACGCCAAGUGUCAAGUUUCCGUUCCAGUUUAAGAGACAAACGUGAUUAAAAUGUAAAAAGCAGGUCAGUUGGCCAGAAAGCUGUCUUCCAUAUUUCUUGGCAUGGAUGAGUGAGCACCUCCAGCGCUGCAUCUGUUUGUUGAAACAUCUCAACUGAUACUCCAUCAAUACCUGGAGCCUUGUUUUUUGCCAAUGCCUUCAGAGCAGCUUGCACUUCUUCCUUCAGUACCAUCGGUUCCUGAUCAUAUGCCACCUCUUGAAAUGGUUGAAUAUCGACUAAAAGUUAGUUUAAGGAAAUAACUGGACACACUUGAAAGGAAGUCUAUCUAAGAAUACUUAUUAUAGCAGUAUUUACACUACAGGCAAGUUAAAAGCCAUCUAAACAUUCAAUAAAAAAUUGACCCACUAACCCAUGGCCGUCGAUUCCAACUCAUAGCAACCCUACAGGACAGAGCAGAACUGCCCCACAGAGUUUCCAAGGAGCACCUGGGGGAUUUGAACUGCUGACCUUUUGGUUAGCUGCCAUAGCACUUAACAGCUAUGCCACCAGGGUUCCCCAGUAAAGGAGUAGUUAACCUAAUUAUAGUAUAUCCAAAUGAUGACAUUAUAAAGUACUUUUUUAAUUUUUAAUAUAUUUCCAAAUAUAAAAAGUUUUUCAAUAUUAAAUGACAAAAGCAGGUAACAGUAUAAUCCCUACAAGAGUGUUAACAGUCAUUAUACCCAGAUAAGUGGGAUCAUGUGUGGGUUUUUUUUUUUUUUAAUAACUCAUCUGCAUGUUUAUAUUUACAAUGAAUGUUUAUUGUGAAAUAAUAAAAUGAAUUUGGGUACAUUUAAAAAUAUCCUGAUUUUUGUAUUUAAGUUUGGGAGAACUAGAGUGUAUUGGAUCUUGAAAAAAUAACAGUUUUCUAUAGUGGUUAAAGGCUGGUUUUUGAAAUUUCAUUAUUAAAGUGUAAAAUCUAAACAUUUUUAAAAUAUAAAUUCUCUUUAUGAAAUUCCCACUGCUGAUAAUUCACAUAAGCUGCAUUUUAUGAUUUUAUGAUGUUAAAGUUUCAUUCCUAAAUUACAUAUUUAAUUAUCAAUAUGUUUCUUUACCUUAGCUCCGAACUCCACAAGAUUUGCUAAAUUCUGCACGGACUUAGCCACUAAUAUCAGUGUUCUUGCAGCAAUAGGUGAUGGGGAAUCUAAAAGAAAAAUGGGCACAGUUAAUGACACCAAUUCUAAAGGUACUUUCCAGGUAAACCAUUAUAAAUGUAACACUUUAAUGUUUCUUUUCUGUUAAAAUACUAACAUUUUUCCAUUCAGAACUUGUGUUUUUUUUAAAAUAUCUGACCUAGAUAAGUCAACAGAGCUUCAGUUAAAAAAGAAAAAAUGAAUACACUUACCAACGCUUCUAGUUUUGUCAAAAAGGUACUAUAAAACUCAGCAAUCCCCAACUGGUUGAUAAUAUUUCAGAUUAUUUCAAAGCUUUAUCUUUAUCACUAAAAAGACUAUCGCUCCACACUCCCUUCAGGACAAUUCACAAAGCUAAUUUUAACCCCCUCAGGUUAGCAAUUUGUAAUCAGAGCAAUUCCCUGCUUACAACCUUCAAUGACUACAAGUAAUUCACUCUAAAGCUCAAGAGUAAAGGUAAAGUCUGGAACUUCUGCUUUAUUUUGAGGGAAAAAAACAUGAACUUUAACAACAGGUCAGUCAGGAGGCAUUUUCCUAGAGAAUGUAUAUACUAUACUGGGAUAUAAAUGGUAAGUGUCUGUGGCUAUUAAAUUUAAGCCCUGAAACUUAAGGUUCUUAUUUAACAGUAAAAACCCACAUAGUCUACUUGACUGCCUGACUUUAGAUCAUAUAUUCUGUAUUUUAACCAGCAACUAUAAAUAGUGUUGCCUAUUGGUCCAGAGGCCAACAUUUAGAUAAAUCUAUCCAAAAGGAGUUCAAACCCUUAUUCCUAAGAGAUUCAGCCAUUUUAGUACUGGUAGAAGUCCAUUAGAGAGAUGCUGACAGCUAUAAGUUAUUAUUUUCCAACUUUGAGCUUCAAAUUAUUAAGAUAAAAAUGGUUCAGGUUCCUUCUGUUAAGUAAUGGAUCUUUAUCACAUUCCACAUCACAAAUUUCACUCUUCUCAAAGCCUGGAAGUCAUUCCAUAAUAGACAUAUAGAUAAUAAGCAAAACCAAUUCUGGUUUAUUAGAGUUUAAAAUUGCCAAUCCACAUUAUAAAACUGGUAACAAAUCUCUAGUGGGGAAAACCAGGGCCGCUUUCUUCAUAAAUACUCCUAGAGCACUACGGCAAUGACAGAUAGAAUUUUAAUUUGAUCUUAAGCCCCAACUUGCAAUUGUACUGACAAAGUGUCUAACAUGGGGUAUUGUGCACAGAAAGCUCUUCCCAACUUGGAAAACCAAGUUGCAGACUGGAAAAAGUCAUCAUAAUGAGAGUUGGAGACACAGGUAAGGGUGGAAAAAAAGUGGAUGUGUCUCAUGCCAUUUCAGGCUUCAGAUAUUAGAUGGAAAGAAAAGCUAAAGAAAGAAAAAGAAGAAGAAAAGAGAAGCGUGCUUUGGAAUGCUUUAUAACCACCUUAGAAAUCAAUAACUAAAAAAUCAGAUUUAAUAGGAAAAUCCAAGUAUUCUUACUAAGCAGUAUGAAACUUUAUUCUUUUUUAAUUUCAAAAUUCAUCAAAAGCUGAUUACCUGAGAUGAUAUUAAACAUCCGUGGAUUCAGGAUAGCAGGACAGAUAAGUCGAAGAAAAACAAAACCACUGAAUGGGAGGGAAAUUUUUUUCUUUAGAAAAUUACUGCAUAUAUGUUAUAUUUAUAUAUAUAUAUAUAUACACACACACACACACAUAAAAUUUUUGAAGUAUAAGAACCAAAAAUUUUACUUUGAACUACAAGGAAACCCACGUACAGACAGCUUAAAAAAAAAAAAAAAGUCAUAAGCCAAAGUAUCUUAUUUUAAGAACAUAUAUAAAUGUUUCUUUAAAGUAUUAUUCACUUUUCCCAAAUUUAGAAUUUUAGAUUUACUCUGGGAAGAUGUUAAAUCUAUAGCAUUUACUGUCUUGACCAUUAUUUGUUCCAGACUAAUGGAGUCCUUGGGUUGUGCAAAGAGUUAAUAUGCUUGGCUGCAAACUAUAAAAGGCUGGUGGUUCGAGUACCCAAGAGGUGCUUCAGAAGAAAGGCCUGGCAAUCUACUCGCCCCCACCCCAUCACAUCGUUGGAAAGCCUAUGUAGCGCAGUUCUACUCUGACACACAUGAAGUUGCCAUGAGUUGGAAUCAACUUGAUGGCAACUGGUUAGAAGUACAUUUUAUACUCACUCUGAGGAAGCAGUGUCCUUAGGAACUCUGAAAUUUUCUGAAAUACUACAUGAGAACUAGUAAACCUUUUUAUAGCUACAUAGUCCUGUAAUGGUCCAAAACUUCCAUUCUCUCUUAUUUAUUUAAAGAAGAGCCGGUAAAGUCUGCUGUAAAUCAAGUUGGUUAUAUAUAUUUUGUUGACGUGUCACAUGAAAAUAAGAAUCCAUUACAGUAGGAAAAACAUCGUUUUUUGAUAAAUGAAAAUGUAUACUAUAAAAUGCUGAAAAGUUUUUAAAGUAAUAAAGAAAAAGGCAGGCUUUCUAAAAUGAAAAAAUUGUUACCAAAUCACAAAAUAGUAAUAACAUGUAAGAAUUCAUAUAAAAGCACACAGCAUAGCAACAACUGUGAAAUAUGAUUUUACUUUGGGAACAAUGUAGUAAUAUAAAAAUGCAAGCUUAGAUAAUCUUACUCUGCCUCCUUUAGUCAAUGGUAAAGAGUAUGUCAUCGUGUAAUUUUUCUCUAAUUUCCUUUUAGAAAUUAGGUAAUAGUUGACUCUUACCCCUUGUAAAGACAAUCAUUAUUCCCAAAAUAGUUUAUAAAAUUCCUUCUAGUUAUUAAAAUAAUUGGUAGGGUCUCUGUUCUCUGUGUGAAUAAUUCAUUUUCUAAGCAUUUAUCUUUGAACCUAUGACAGUUUGCUAAUUCUUGGACUCUUAGAAAGUGAAUGUUAUUUCUCAGACAGCAUUUAUAAUAAUUAUAUAACAAUUAUUAAGUCCUUAAAUUUGAAUUUCUUUUAAUUUAUGAAGCUUGCAUACAUUUUGCUGGAAAACAUUUUGAUACUUAAGUAGGUCUUUGAACAUGAAACACGGCCUGACAAUAUGAAUGAUAAAGAUGUUCAGUGUGCCAACCUACUUUCUGUGAGUUUUUAGAGGUGAUAUUAAAUUUGAGAGGAACACAAUUACUUACACAUAUUAAAAAGUUUACUAGGGACAGAGUUCAUCACUACGAGCAUAAAUACCCCUUUAAAACACCAUGUCCAUCAACCAAUCCACAUAGUAGGAUUUCUUGCUGUUUGCUUAACAAUUGUACUUGUUAGAAACUUAUAGUUUAUACAAAAGUUUUUGUUUAUAUCACACACACAACUGCGCUAAAGUGUUAAUAACUUGCUUGUAUGCUUGUAAUUUUCUCUUCCUCCCAAUCACUGCUAAAAUCAAGAAAUACAGAGUCCACAACUCUUAUAUAUUUAUAACUGACCAAAAAUAGACUUUACCUACAAAAAGAGAAGCCCCUUUAUAAAAUUUAGACUGUGGGCAACAUUAACAUACAUUUUCAAAAUUAAUUGUAUCAUACUAGCAUCUUUUUUGGUGGUUGCCUAAUUUUUUAUGGGACAUAAUGAAUUAUUCUGAAACUGCUGUAUUCGUCAAUACUUUUCCAUUAAACUUCCAAUUGCCUUGAAUGGGUUGGGGUCUGUAUCAAGGAAAGCCUGCAACAGUGUUAAGGAUAACAGGUUGGUUUACAAGCUUUGCCUUUAGUUCUGCCCUCCUCACUAACUUUCUGUAUAGCCUUAGGCAAGCACUUCAACCUCUCCAGAUCUACUUCCUCAUUGGAAAAAUAAGUCAGAAUAAUAAUAGUGAAGUCCCUUUAUAUAAGCGCCAGAAUUUCAUGACCCGCCAAACCAGUUCUUUCUUAUUACAUACAAUGCGCAGAGUGAGACAUGGGAUCUGGCUUCAAAACUAGAGAACUAGAGCUUCUGAAAAUCAGCAUGGAGUUGCAGGCUAUAUUACAAACCAAUCUAAAUUGUUCCACUCUCAAAUAGUUAACUGAUAAUAAAUGAACAUUCGGUUUUUAAAAAACAAAAGAUAGCUAAGUAUCUCAUAGUAACUUAUAAAAGUUAUAGAAUCACUUGAACUCAACAUUCAACAAGACACUGACAUAAAAGUCAAAGAAAAGGGCCUUGAAUUGUAUACUUUGUACUAUUCUUCUUCUAAUUUUCAAAAUUAACCACUCAACUAUUAGUUUGUGCUAUAUACAGUAACAUCACAAAUGAGUUGACUAGCCUUACCUAACAACUCUGGUUCUCAUGGUGGUAUUUGUAGGCCACUUGUGCUGAACAGAUUUUUGUAAACACCCAUAAAUAUAUCUCAGUGUCCUGCCAAAACAACACAAUCAUCUCAAUACAGAAAGCAAGUGAAAAUAUUAAUCUCAUUGCAGCCAAGAGUUAAAAUGAGUGAAGCCAGUUAACUAUCAACUUUCCCAAAUAUACCACAUUUUAACGCAAUGGCCUUUUCCCCAAAAAAAGUAAUGUGCGCAAAGUAAUGAGAGUCAUAUUUAGCAAGGGAUAAGGAAAACUUAAAUAUUUUUAUCAUCAAUUUAUUUAGCCAGCAUCUUAACAUUUACUCUGGAAGAAAUUUUGUCAUUUCUAGACUACUUCUUUAUGAAUGAAAAAUAUGAAACAAGUAUUUGAAACAGGGACUAAGGAGUCCAAGUUUCGGGGAGAUAGAUUUUGGCUUAAGGUAAAAGUUAACCUCUACCUGAAAAAAUGAGUUCGCUAACACUGGAAGCCUUUAAGCAGAUACUGAGUGAUUAUCAGUUAUAUAUGAUAACUAAUUAGUAAAAUUUAUUUAUUAGUAAAAAUUGACAAGAAAUUUCUUCAUGAUUUGAAGAUAUGCAAGCAUACAGUAAAUGGAUGGACAUGUCUUUUACAAUUCCCCUCAAAUCUGAGACUAUAAGCCUCUAUUCACUCCCCAAGUUACUACAUAAAUCAGACAUACUGGCUUGUAUAAAAACAUGGUUUGUUUUAUUUUAAUGGAGAUCAUUUCAUCUGGUUUCAAUUCACUUUUCCUUAAACACAAUUCAUCAUGUAAAGAUUAAAAACCAUUAAUUUUUAAGAGUCUAAUAACAUCAGGACAAUGGAAAAGCUUUCCACAUGUUUUAGAAAUAAAAACUUUUCAAAAUGCAGAUAUACAAUCUCUUGUCAAAUUAAAAUUUCACCACUUACGGUGGAAGUAUUUCUGAAGCCAUGAAUAUUUUCUCCACAAGCUCUGAAAGUAUGUUCAAUAGGUGUGCUAAAUUAGUGUUCACAUCUUCAUUUUUUUCUAACUUUGAUGGACUUAACUAAGAGAAGGAAUAAAUCAACAUAAAUCCAUCUAGGCAAUGACAAAUACAAAUGAAUAAAGGUAACCAUGCAAUUGUAGUUUUCACUACUAUCUUUCCAUCUUUUAAUCUUUUUUUUUAAACAGGAAUUUUUAAAUAGUUUGCUCUAUGGAACUCCUUUCUAAUGGGUUUAUAACCAUUCAUUCCCUAUUAUCCAAUUUAAGAGCAAGGAGUGAGCAUACAACAAUUUUCAGUUCCUUUGGGACUAAUCCUAACCUUCCCUUCUAUUCAGUUAAUGCACUUUGCAACAGAUUUUUACAAGCACACAAAAUUGAACUAGACUUUAUUCAUUUUAAAUAAAAUAUUUAACAUAAUAUAAAUAUUUAAUAUAUUUAAAUAGAGUAUUCUCAAUGAGAAGACAAAAACCAGCUUUAGUGGCCACUUUUUCACAAAUACACAAGGAGUAUUUAAAUAGGAAGAGAGACUGCCAUACCAUUACUAUGAAACAAGCUUAAUUCUAUUUAUUUCAGAAAAUAACUGAUUGGAAUACAAAUGAGAGAUUUAUUUAAUACCAAAUGCUUUAGACAGAAUCAUGAACCUUUCUUAAAAACUUUUCCAGUAACCCCUGAAAAAUCGUGAGCUAGUAUCAAUGGAACGGAAACCCUGGUGGCAUAGUGGUUAAGAAUUCGGCUGCUAACCAAAAGGUCGGCAGUUCAAAUCCAUCAGGCACUCCUUGGAAACCCUAUGGGGCAGUUCUAUUCUGCUCUAGGGUCGCUAUGAGUCAGAAUCAACUCAACCACAAUGGGUUUUUUAAUCAAUAGAACAGAUUUAUCUAAAUUGGAGAGACCCCUAUCAAACUUGUUGCAUUUCUGUAUCAUCCUUCAUGGUUAAGCCAACUAUGGCAUUACUCCAGGCUUCCAACACUGAACUUCUAAUUUAUUCCUUUUACUAGUAAAAAUUAACAAUUUAGUGCAGACAUUAACAUUUGACAGCUGCCAAAGUACAUUAUCAAAAGCAAUUCCUCAUUUUUUUGUAUCACAUCUAAAAAGUAUAUUUAAUAUCUUCCUUCUCUACUUGCUUUACCUUCAAAAUAAAAUUAGAGGAUAGUCAUAUAAGUGAGAUUCCACUCUUUAUCUUAAUGGUUUAUUUUGAAUUUAUACUGAAGCCUUAAUUAAAGCUAACAGGAUGCUUUUGUUUGCCUUCUUUUGGGGGUCAUCUUGGUGACUCCCCCCAAAAAACUUUCAAGACAAACCUAGAUGUUAUGAAGUGCUACACAGAACUUUACCAGGUUAUACGAUAAAAGUCUCUAGCAAAACCUUCAAUUUAUGUUAGUCCCACUUUUGGAAAGCAGCAUAUAUACUUAUCGUUAGUACAGUAGGGGAAAUGAUAAAGUACUUUUAUGAGUUUUUGCUGCAACUUGUUUUUAAUCCUAGAAUAACAUACAUCCUUUUUAAAAAUCUGUUUUCCAUAAAUGAAUUAUGGAAGAUACAAUUGCUCUGAUGAGUAAUUUUACAAAGCUAAUAUUUUCCUUGAAAUAUAAUUACCUAUUAAAAUAUGCUCUCUGCUGAAAUACUUAAGACAUUAAAUUCUUACCUCACAAGACUGCUUGCUUUCCAUUAUUUUUAAAAUAGAGUCUUUCAAAGCAUGAUGAACAAACUGUGUAGCAGUGGCUUUCAUAUACUGCUCCAUCAAGGUGCUUGCAAGUGUUGUGGCUCGAAAUAGGGUAGUAGCUUCAUCUACAUAAAUGUUUACAUUAAAGUUUUAAUUGUAAAGGAUUGUACUAACAUGAACCAAAUUGAGAUGAAAUGAAUUCACUUUUCCUCAACUCCUAUACAAUUACAGCUAUUUAAAUGCUUUCUGUGACACAAAUAUUGAUUUUAAUGACAUCCUAUAUUUCUACAGAUUUAACUCCACAAAAAACCUUCAUAUCCAUUACCUCACUAGAUCUUAAACAGGAGAAAAAGGAUUUAUACCCCCCCAUGUUCACAUGAAAACAAACAAAACCAAAGGCUCAGAAUGGUUAAGUGACUUAUCUAAGAUCAUAAGCCAGUUAGUAACAAAACCAGGACCAACCAGAUCCUAGCUUUGCUGCCCACUGAUCCCAUGCUUGUAAAAAUUUGCAUUAAUUCCUCAAGUAAUAUAACAUAAAACCCUAGUUUAAGUUAAUUUGUUAACCUGAAACAUGACUAUUAAUAACUUUUAAUAAAAUUUUACUAAAACAUGGACAUUACAGAAAAAAAGACAAUCUCAGUUUUACCACCACUUAAUCCAUUCCUUGAUAAAUCCAUAUAUUUAUACAUAUUCUAUGAUUAUAAGGAAAUAGGUCUAGACUUUAUAGUUUACUUGGGAAACGUAGAAGCAAGCAUUGUUAAUGAGCCAGAGUGGUGAAUGAGCCAAGAGGAGGGGGAAAACAGGUUAUUCUGACGUAUUUGUGAGGCACAAAACACUGCGUGUCCAUCUAUGGGGCCCGGGAGCUACCAAUCUAUAGAAGCUACAAAUAAAAUACAGAUGACACCCAACUACUGUGCAGUGAAUAAGUAAAAAACAAGAGAGCAUGGUAAGUAUAUCAAAUUAUUCUUGCUAAUCAAUCAUUAUAGCCACUGACCUGGUUUCUUUUUAACAUUAAUUUGCCAUGAUAGAAAUCUCUAUUAGAAAUACUAGCCUCCACUAUUAGCCAGUGUAAAAGUCAAAGCUAGCAUCCUGGCUGCCAUUUUUUAUGAAGGAAAAAGAGAAUAACUUAUUUUGCAAAUGAUUUAACAAGAUAUUCAAAGAUAAAGUCCAUAUAUACUUUAUAUAUAAAAUCUAACCCAAUUUUUAAAAGCAUCAUACUAACGCUCAUACUGUACCUUCCAUGCUUAUUUCUCUGUCAUUUAGUGUACACAGCAACAAUGAUUCAAGCUUUUCAUGAAGAAAAAUCCUCAGUAGGAUGCUAGCCAGUAGUGUUCGGUCUUGUCCACAUACAUGUGAUAAAGCAUAUACUACAUGAAGUUCCUUUUGCAGUAUAAGCUAAAAAUGACAUCAAAAAAGGCCGUUUAAAGUAGAGCAUUAAGCAUUCUCAGUGAUACUAACAAGAAAUAUAUCUUGAAUAUGUUCUUAUAUUUAGAAAUAAUGUUCUAUUGAAUACAUUAUUAAAUACAGAAUGUGUUUGUAGUCUUAUUUCUAGUCUUAGGGCCAACAUCAUACUACUAUAAGAGCCUUGCUUUUUAGCCUUCUCUGACUGUCCAUUUGCCACUCAGCUAUGAAAUUAUUGUAUUUAACUUAAUGAAUCUUUUAUUAAAUGUUCAAUGUUUCUGUUAAUAAUGCCAUCAAAAACAGACUGGUAAAUAAUUUAAUACCUCUUUAAAUUCACUGUACUCUUCUUCUGGCAUGAUUUUUUCCAUAGAAUAUCGUGCUCGGACACGCAAGGAUCCUGGUUCAAUACCUUUUAACGGUAUGUGGGAGCUGAGCAGAAACCAUUCAUCUGUGGCAUGCCCUUUCUGUAAUCGACUCAACUGGCAACGCAUAAAUACUUUGAUAGAAAAACAUGAUCAAAUGAUUACCGUCUAAAAAGAUGACACUAUAAUUAGUCACACAAGUGAAUUUCCUGAUGUUCA